Messenger RNA from Pistacia vera, 543 nucleotides. Its product is annotated as cytochrome P450 71D9-like. The transcript has a single exon. The record is from RefSeq and is a predicted model, not a curated record. The coding region runs from base 1 to 543 and encodes 180 amino acids. Gene Ontology annotation, molecular function: oxidoreductase activity, acting on paired donors, with incorporation or reduction of molecular oxygen; monooxygenase activity; heme binding. NCBI's taxonomy places the organism in Eukaryota, Viridiplantae, Streptophyta, Magnoliopsida, Sapindales, Anacardiaceae.
AUGGAGUGGACAUGUCCCAGCUUCUCAAUCCUUCUUACCGUUGUUCUCUUCCUCUUCAUGUUGCUGAAAAUAAGGAAGAGAUUCAAGUCCUUUGACAAAACCUUUCAUUUGCCUCCAGGGCCGUUGAAAUUACUGGUCAUAGGAAAUAUGCACCUGCUUGUUGGAUCUCUACCCCAUCACAGAUUAAUAGACUUGGCCAGGAAAUAUGGACCAUUUAUGCAUCUACAGCUUGGAGAGGUUUCCACUGUUGUUGUUUCUUCGCCCGAAUUUGCCAAAGAAGUUAUGAAAACCUAUGAUGUUAGCUUUGCCUCAAGGCCUGAGGUUCUNCUCAGAGAUUUGGCCAAGAAAUAUGGACCCUUUAUGCAUCUACAUCUUCGAGAAAUUGCUGCCGUUAUUAUUUCAUCGCCAAAGUUUGCAAAAGAAGUCAUGAGAAUUCAUGAUGUAAACUUUGCAUCAAGGCCUCAGAUUCUAGUAAUAGAAAUCUUGUCUUAUGAUUCUACUAAUCUUGUCUUGCACCAUAUGGUGAUUAAUGGAGACAGCUAA